AUGCCGAGAAAACGGGCAGUCAACGUUUGCGAAUUCUGCCACAAUCAUAAGAUCCGCUGCGAUGUUGAUUCAACCAGAAUUCCUUGCUCAAAGUGCACAGAGAUUGGCAAGGGUUGCGUAAUUCGAGCCAGGAAACAAUACCGUAGUCGAAAGAGGGCGCGACGCUCAAUUAGCACCAAGCAGAGAGGUGGUGCUUGCCAGCAAAGAUAA
Messenger RNA from Alternaria atra, 210 nucleotides. RefSeq lists its product as uncharacterized. Lineage: Eukaryota; Fungi; Ascomycota; Dothideomycetes; Pleosporales; Pleosporaceae. The record is from RefSeq and is a predicted model, not a curated record. Gene Ontology annotation, biological process: regulation of DNA-templated transcription. Gene Ontology annotation, molecular function: DNA-binding transcription factor activity, RNA polymerase II-specific; zinc ion binding. The transcript has 2 exons. Bases 1 to 210 code for a protein of 69 amino acids.